This is a messenger RNA of Zootermopsis nevadensis, 5128 nucleotides long. NCBI's taxonomy places the organism in Eukaryota, Metazoa, Arthropoda, Insecta, Blattodea, Termopsidae. The record is from RefSeq and is a predicted model, not a curated record.
UUGGUAUUAUUGUAUUAUGAAUCAGCUGGAUGGCUGGCUGUUGUUAUUGCGUGUAACAUAUCUGUUUAUUUUUAUGAAUGUGGCUUCCAAGAUGUGAACUAUUGGCUUUCAAUAACUCAUCAUUAGACUGGGUUUCGGAUAUAACUUAUUGAUCAGCAUGGUUCACAUACCAAGUACAUACACCUAUGACUUUUGGUUACGGGCUUCAACAGACCCGUCGGUAGAACUGAGCUGCCUGAUGCCAAAUGGAAUUUUCAUUCCUCUUGAAGUUAAGAAAAAUGCCACACUUCAAGAAAUUAAGGAGGAUCUCUGGGAGGAAGCCAGUAAAUAUCCUCUCCAUGGAAUGCUGCAUGACUCAUCCACAUAUGUGUUUGCUUGUAUCAAUUCUAUGGCAGAAAAUGAAGACCUACUUGAUGAAAGUAGGCACUUAUCAGACGUUCGACCAUUUUGCUCAGUCUUUCGUCUUAUUGAACGCAAAGGUGAUAAAGCUGAAAACACACUUAAUAUACAAAUAAGCCAUCUUAUAGGCAAAGGUCUUCAUGAGUUUGACUUGCUAAAGAAUCCAGAAGUGAAUGACUUUCGAUGGAAAAUGCGCCUUCUGGGUGAUGAAAUAGCAAGAGAGAGGCAAAACAAGUCAUGGCUUGAUAAGAUGUACUACCAGUUCCCACCACGACUUGCAGCCACUCCAGGACUUUCUCCUCUCAUCAGUUCCCGACUUCGUGAUGGCCAUUUUGUACUUGGUACAAAGUUUGAAAACACAGAGACAACCUUCACGUUCAAUGUUCACUAUACAAUGACACCACAUGAACUUCUUCGAACAAUCCUGAACAAGAAAUCUAUCACCCUCAACUCACGUGGUGAACAUCCUGCUGAUUUUGUUCUGAAAGUGUGUGGGCAAGAAGAAUAUUUGGUGGGAAAUUAUCCACUGACACAGUUCCAGUAUGUGCAGGACAUGCUGGCCAGGGAUGGUGUUCCAACAGUAGUUACUGUCUCUCUUAACAGUGUCCUAGUGGAUGUGGACAAUGUGUAUGAGAACCCAGAAGAUGAAAUUAAACAUACUCGCCCUUCACCAUCUACGCUAACAUCACGCAAGAAAGGGAAGCAUGUGUCUUCAUGGACCAUAAAUGAAGAAUUUACGUUUAGAAUUACAGCAAUCUGCAGACUUAACUGUGAUGUCAAUCGAUCUGUUGAGGUUGGUGUUCAGGCAGGUUUGUUUCAUGGUGGAAAGUCUCUGUGUGAAACACAGAAGACAACAGAGAAACAGGUAUCAAAAGAAGGGAGUUGUGAAUGGGAGGAAGAUUUGACAUUUGAUCUACAGGUGUGUAACAUCCCACGCAUGGCUCGUCUCUGCCUAGUGGUGUAUGAGAUCUCCAAAACUGCCAAAGGUGUCAAAUCAAGAAAAGUGAAAGACUUAAAACAGGAGUUAUACAUUAAUCCAUUGGCAUGGGUGAACACUACAGUUUAUGAUUUUAAGAAUCAGUUGAAGACUGGUGCUAUGACUCUGUACAUGUGGACAUAUGCAGAGGAUGUUCAGACUGAAGAUAUUCUGCAUCCCUUAGGAACUGUGGUUUCUAAUCCUAAUGUGGAGCAUGCUACUGCCCUCACACUCACAUUCCACAGGUACCAUGCAGAACGUACAGUGAUGUACCCUUCACCAUUACUGGAAAAUGCAGCUAGUCAGAAUUCAGGAUAUGAUGUGCCAGGAACACCACUUGGUCAGACGAAGAGUCAUCUAGAGUUCCUGCGUCAGAUUGCAGAACGGGAUCCUCUGCAUGAGAUGCAUGACCAAGAGCGCAAAAUAAUUUGGAGUCUUCGCUAUGAAUGUCUCCAUCAUGUGCCCCACCUACUCCCUAAACUGUUGGACUGUGUAGAAUGGAAUGAUCACACAGAGGUGUCCGAGGUAACAGCUCUCCUUCAGCAGUGGCCUAAACUCCCUGUUGAGAAGGCGCUUGAGUUACUGGAUUAUGCUUAUGCUGACCAAGCUGUCAGAAGCUUUGCAGUGCAAUGUCUGAAAGAUGUCAGUGAUGAAGACCUGUCUCUCUACUUGCUGCAGCUUGUUCAGGCUCUGAAGCAUGAGUCAUAUUUAUUUUGUGAUUUGGUUGAAUUCCUUUUAAGGAGAGCACUUAGCAACCAAAAAAUUGGACACUAUCUUUUCUGGCAUCUCAGAUCAGAAAUGCAAGUGGCAUCUGUGUCUGUAAGAUUUGGGCUGAUCUUGGAGGCAUACUGUCGUGGUAGUCAAGAGCACAUGAAAGUGCUAGCAAAGCAGAUCGAGUCCCUCGAUAAGCUGAAAACAACAAGUGAGAUGGUUCGGCAGCGAAAAGACAAAGAUAAGGCUCGGAGUUUCAUGCAAGAGUUCCUUGAUCAGAAGCAUAUAGCAGAGUCCAUAUUUAGGGUGCUGAGUCCUCUAGAUCCAAGCUACCGUUGUAAAAGACUCAAAGUGGAUAAGUGCAAGGUGAUGGAUAGUAAGAUGCGCCCUCUCUGGAUUGUAUUUGAAAAUGAUGAUCCCUAUGGAGAUGACGUUUACAUUAUUUUCAAGAAUGGUGAUGACUUGCGACAGGAUAUGCUAACACUUCAGAUGAUACGCAUCAUGGAUAAGUUGUGGAAAAAAGAGGGUCUUGAUUUAAGGAUGAAUCCUUAUGGCUGCAUCUCAACAGAACACCGGGUGGGUUUAAUUGAAGUAGUGCUGAAUGCAGAAACUAUUGCCAACAUUCAGAAAGAAAAGGGAAUGUUUUCUGCCACUUCUGCAUUUAGAAAAGGCUCCUUGCUAGCCUGGCUGAAGGAUAACAACCAGUCAGAGGUGUUGCUGAACAAGGCCAUUGAUGAAUUCACCAUGUCUUGUGCCGGAUACUGUGUUGCCACAUACGUUCUUGGUGUUGCUGAUAGACAUUCAGAUAACAUCAUGGUGAAGAAAACUGGACAGUUGUUUCAUAUUGAUUUUGGUCAUAUCCUGGGUCAUUUCAAAGAAAAGUUUGGUUUUCGCCGAGAGCGUGUCCCAUUUGUACUCACACAUGACUUUGUGCAUGUGAUCAACAAGGGACAAACAAAGAAGGAGGCCCUUGAGUUCCAGGUCUUCCAGAAGUAUUGUGAGCAAGCAUUCUUGAUUCUCCGGCAACACGGUAGUCUCAUCAUCUCACUUUUUGCGAUGAUGAUCUCCACAGGCCUACCUGAGCUCAGCUCCGAGAAGGACCUCAACUACCUGCGAGAUACUUUAGUGAUGGAGAAGUCAGAACAGGAUGCCCUAACCCAUUUCCGGUCCAAGUUUGAUGAAGCCCUCUGUAACUCUUGGAAAACUUCACUCAACUGGGCAUCCCAUAACAUGGCCAAGAACAACAAGCAAUAAUUGAAUAAACAUUAACUGGUGUUGAACAAAUUGCAAUCAGUAUUGUUCGUGUAACAAGAUUAAGUGGAAUGUGUUGGCAGAUGUAUAGAGAGGAGUUGGCUGCAGGUUGCUGGGUCGUGGGUGAUUACGAUUGUGGGAAAGAAAUAAUGUCUGGUGAAGAGAGAUGCCAGUUGUACAAGAUGCUAACAUAUUAUGACAAAGAAACAAGCAGAAAUUUAAUUUAUAUAAAAAUUAAUCAUAAAAUAAAGGUCUGUGAUGCUGACACAUGACAAGGACUUGGUUUCAUCACCAUCUGCUGUAACAGCGAGCGACUACUGACACACAGCUGUAUGAAGCAGAAAUGCAGGCAUGGCCUAUUGUGCAACAAGGAGAGACUACUGCUCAUAUUACAGCUCACCUGAGGACGCAAGAGGAUGCUGAGCAGCUAGUCCUACAUUAUGUUGGAUUAUAGAUAGAAGCAUGUGCAUGUUGCGCCUUUGUGUGAGAGAUGCGUGUUUGGAAUAAAACAUUAUGCAGGAAGAACUUUAUUAUGCUUGUAGUAAGCUAUCUCAACAGCAGACAUUUAUGUAUAGUUAAUUUGUUCCUUCUGCAGAAUUUUGGUAUGAAAUCUAGAGUCCAUUAAUUCUGAUCAUCGCCUAUUUCUUGUUGCAGGCCAUGGAUUUUAUUAAGAAAGUUGUCUGAUUAGGAACUUUAAUUUUUGUCUGAAAUUUUUUGAUUUACACUAUAAAUGUAUCUGAUAAUGAACUUUGUUCAAAUCUCACUAAUUUUGUGGUACAUUGGAACUUGAUGUUUCAUUCGGCCAGCAUAGUGUGAUGAGAGGAUAUUAAGAGUUUUGAUUAAAAUAUUACCAUGGUAAUAGUUGUGUCACAGGAUAAGAGAAUUUUUUAUGGAGACUGGAAUAAGAGAAACUUGUGUGUUCUUUCUUGCUUUUUUGGUUAAUGCGAAGAUAGAUUUACAUGCACUUGAAGCAUUGUGGUACACUAUCAACUUGAAGCAUGUUAAGUUAAGUUAAGUUGUUGUACAGUUGGCAGAGAUGAAGAUGAUAACCAAGUAAGAAACUUUCUGGUGUCUGUAUAAUUGUGACUAGUUGGUAACUGGAAUAUGUUAGAGAAAUGCAUAGACUAUUCCUAGUGACAGUGCCUUCAGAAAUAUGUGAACACCAUAUUUUUAGGGAGAAUGCCUUGAAAAAUACAUUCUCAAUUGGAAGGUUUAAAAAAUACGGAAACGUAGGUAGUAUGUAGCAGUAGGUGUGUAUUGAAUUGUCAGGUAAAUAUUUUUCUUGCUGAAGGAAAGUCAAAGAAUGUGUGGUGAUUGUGAUUGUUGAGUCUGCAGACGGAGCUGGCUUUGGCUCAUAUUGAGAUUGCUUUUUUGAAAACUGCAGAAAAUACCAGUUGUAGUUGUAGCAGUAACUGUUCAUCCUCUUUGUGGACCAGCAUUAAAGCCAAAGACCGACGCAGAAUCAAAAGUCUUUCCUCCGUAAAUGAUCAUGUGAAUGUGAAUGUAAAACUGACCAAGAAGUUUGAGCCUCUAAGUAUGGAGCCAAAAAUUGUUGCUCAGUUGAAGAAAGAUGAGAAUCCUAAACCUAAAAAUAAAAAAUAUAAGGUUCUGCUUCUAGGCAGUAGCCAUGGUAGAGGGUUGAGUGACUGGCUUCACGCAGUCCUGGGGUCUGAGUAUGCUGUCACCAGUAUAUUCAAACCAAAUGCUGAACUUCACAAUGUUGCCAAAGACCUGAAAGCACUCAGUAAAGAUAUGACUAAGGAUGAUCAUGUAACAAUAUAGUGGAUGGAC